Molecule: messenger RNA, 540 nt
Organism: Anopheles marshallii
Lineage: Eukaryota; Metazoa; Arthropoda; Insecta; Diptera; Culicidae
Gene: Spase22-23
Product: signal peptidase complex subunit 3
Exons: 3
Coding region: 1-540 (179 amino acids)
Biological process (GO): protein targeting to ER
Cellular component (GO): membrane; signal peptidase complex
Source: RefSeq, a predicted model, not a curated record
AUGCAUACUGUUAUGACCCGUGGUAACGCGAUUUUAGCGUACUCGCUGAGCGUUCUUUCCGUGCUUACGUUCUGCUGCUUCGCUUCCACAUUCUUCUACGAUUAUCGUACGGAUGCACGGAUCAACACGGUGAAGGUGCUGGUCAAAAAUGUGCCCGAUUUCAGUGCAUCGCGGGAGAAGAAUGAUCUUGGAUUUAUUACGUUUGAUCUCGCCACGGAUCUGAAUCCGCUGUUCAACUGGAAUGUGAAGCAACUCUUCCUUUACCUAACGGCGGAGUACACCACGGACCAGAAUGCACUGAACCAGGUCGUGCUGUGGGAUAAAAUUAUUCUCCGCGGCGAGAACGCCAACCUGGACUUCAAGAACAUGAACACAAAGUAUUAUUUCUGGGAUGAUGGAAAUGGUUUGAAGGGACACCGAAAUGUGACGUUAACGUUAUCGUGGAACAUCAUCCCGAAUGCUGGACUAUUGCCCAGUGUGUUCUCCCACGGGCAGCAUUCGUUCAAAUUUCCCGAAGCGUACAUUGAGUCACCGGUCUAG